Molecule: messenger RNA, 3495 nt
Organism: Schizophyllum commune H4-8
Lineage: Eukaryota; Fungi; Basidiomycota; Agaricomycetes; Agaricales; Schizophyllaceae
Exons: 5
Coding region: 56-3127 (1023 amino acids)
Molecular function (GO): microtubule binding
Source: RefSeq, a predicted model, not a curated record
CUUGGCUCUUGCCACCGCGAAACCCUUUUUAUCGUCCUCGCCGUCGUCGCACACGAUGAGCUCGACCUCUUUAGACGUCAGCAUUCUCCCCGACGAUGGCCUAGAGCGCAACAGGCGCCAAUUGGAACACAACCUACAACAAACCGACCUCUCCUUCCACCUCUCCUCCGACUCCGAAGUCGAAUAUCCUCGCCAUUCUUCCAACCACCUUGACCAGUUCAACUCCUUCGAAAACCGCUCGCACUUCGAUGCGGAACCUAUGCAUGGGUGGUCAUACAGGACGAACGACGACGAAGGCAUUGAUCCGUAUGGCCACGGCACAUUAUCUACGGCAGCGCAUCACGCCAGCGUCCUGACGCUGAGCGCCGGGCUAGGAGGGAGAAGGCAGAACGGUCGACGAGAGGUCAGCAUUAGCGGUGCGGAAUACGACCCCGACCGGCCACUACACGAGAUGAUCGGCGGUGUCGACGCAAAACUCAGUGCCUACGACCUUGACCCCUCCCGCUCAAAGUACCACCCUCAUGGCAUGUCCGCCGACCCCGUCGACACUACCGCGGAUUUGGACCGCUUGCUACAGUCCGGACAUCAGCAGCAGCAGCAAAACAACCAGGGUCAGCGUUCCGUGCGUCUCCGCUCGCCUUCUGUCAGCUCGUCCUCGACAUCGGAAUCGGACACGAGCAUGACUGCGCGCCCGAAGCUCGCCGACGCGCUACGGCGCGUGUCCUUUUCCCCAAGGCGGCCGCGCAGCCCCCAGGUGUUGCAGCGCAACCUCAGCGUCGACGCGAAUCAGACGCCACGACCCGCGGCACGAAGACAGCAGCCGGCGAUGAAGGCUCAGCCACCGACGCCGUCUUCCGCGUUCACGAAGGCGGCGCGCGGGCUGGCUCGGGAGCUCCAGCAGGACCCCGAUCGGUCACGCGUUGACCGCAAUCGCGUCGGUCGAGCAGCGGAGGAGCGCAUCCAACGUGCAAAGGAGGACUCGAGCAUCCGUCGACCCGCCUCCGCCCCCGUUGAACAGCGACGCUAUGCCACGCCGCUCAAGGGCCGCAUCCAUCUUCCCGACAUCACUGGUUUAACGAGCGCCGUUGAGUCGCCUGGCAAGGGGUUGCUAUCGCAUCUGGAGUACUUCGAUGAUAAGCGCCCGAGGGAGAUCGAGGUCCGACUGCUGAACACCAUCUCUACCGUACAAACAAAGUUGCAGCAUCUGGAGGAGGAGAACAUGAUCUCGCGGCGCAGGGUGCGCGAACUCGAAUUGGAGCUGGAGGAGUGCAAGAGGGAGGUGCGGCAGGAGCGCACGCGUAUGCUAGAGUGGGAGUCGAAGAUGGAGCGUGAUCGGCUGCAACAACGGGAGGAGAUGCUUCAGCGGGAGGAAGAAUGGCAGCGCAGGCGGAAGGGAAAGCAGCGGGAGAUGGACGAGGAAGAUAUGACGCAGCGAUACAAAGAGGUCGUGGAGGAGAAGAAGGCCCUGGAGUCGCUCAUCACCAGCCUUCGCACUCAUCUCACGCGAUUGACGGACGAGCUCGAGCAGCACAAGGAGAUGCUCGCGCAGAUCCGCAUCGACAAUCAGACGAAGGAGAACAAAUGGGAGGAACGCUGGCAAGAGGUCGACAAGCUCCGCGAGGAGGUUGAGCGCCUUGGCGGCGAGGUUGAGGUCCUGCGUGGCGUCGUCGAGGAGGGGCUCAAGGACCGCAGCCGUCACUCCAACGGCAGCAGCCGCGACGAGAGCGUUCAAGUUUCGUUCACUCAAGAUGCGCAAGACUUGUCUCGUUCUCAACGUCGGCCGUCGGCCCGCCCUGAGCGCCAGCGCCAGCGUCAACCUAGCGGCAACGCGUCUCAGCAGUCUCGCGGGGACGACCUCAGCAUGCUGCCGCAGCAGUCGAUCGAGGUCAGCAACCCUGACAUGGGCAUGUCCGUCGACGAGGACGAUGAGGAAGAGGAGGAGGACGAAACUGCUCCUUCUCAGCGCCCGACUGUCGAAGACAGCGACGAAGAGGAGGACCAGCUUCCCUUCGACCCCGUCUCCAUUCCCGGGUCUUCUCGCGCGCAAAUCGGCACAAACGCGGACAGGACCAUCCGCACCGACCGUGCCACGAAAUCGGCGGAGAGCUCAGAUCGCAGCAUGCGGGCCAACCAGUCUGGCGUCGGCGAGACGAGCCGGCCGUUCCUCGACAGCGACGAGAUUCGGCAGAUCGAGCAGGAGAUGGAGGAGCGCCGGUCGUCGCGCUCGCAGACGUCGGUCGGGCAGCUCUCGCGGCUCUCCGAGGUCACAGAGGAGAGCUCGGGCGUCGCGCCGGGCAACAUUUCCGUCGUGCCUGUUGAGGAGUCUCGGCCAGCAGCGCCGACGCCUGGCAGGGCCAACCGCCCGAUGCCCGCGCCGAUCCUGAAGCCAGAGCGUUCGCGGGCGGCAUUGAGCUGCUCGGAUGUGGACGACGAGGAGCUGCGGGAGGCGCCGUUUCCGCAGAUUCGGGGGGCGCGGCUCGAGCGGUUGUUCUUCUCCGCCCCGGACCACAACCAGCAUACCUGUACGGUGUGCGAUAGGCGGCGGCGCUCGAAGGGGCCCAAGCAUGGUGCAGACCACAAGCACGAGCACGACGACGGCCACCGGCACGGCGAUGACGACCGCAGGCGAGCGACGGUCGACGCCGAGGACAGCCGUCGCGCCAACGCGGACUCGGACGACGAAGGUUUCGCGGAGGCCUCCGAGGAGGAGGCCGCGUCGCCUGCCAUGGGCGACGAUCGCAUGCGCCAGGCGUUUGACUGGGCGAAGGAGGGGAAGAAUAAAGGUCUGCCGCCGCAGACGGUGCUCGCGCGCGUCAUCCGCGAGCUCGAGGAUGACUUUACGCACUAUAAGGGGGUGUACGUCGAGUUCGCGGACCAGUACAAGGAUAUGGACGCGGCGUCGGAUGUGCGGAAGCGCAACAUCCUGGCGCAGCACCUUCGUGAAGUCGUCGAUGUUCUUGAGCAGAAGGGUGAUCAAAUUGCUUCGCUGUACGACUUGCUCAACUACAAGGACAAGCCGGUGGCGGACAGCGUCGUGCCGCCGAAGGAGAGCAGGCGUUUGGCACCGGCGUCGUCGGGGUCUCUCGGUCGGAGCGGGGCGUCGGCUCUACGCAGGACAAUGGCAUGAACGUCUGCUCGGCCAGUGAGUGAUGUCGAAGCCCUCGUUGAACGUGAACGCUCGAAUCUCAGCUCGUGAAGUUAAUCUUCUCUGUUGCAUGGACAAUAAGUAUAUUCCUCCCUAUCUUACGCAUUUCUUGGUCUUAUGAUCCUCAGGCGCAUCAUUCACAUGUACCAUACCACUACCUACCUACCGACCCUCCCCAUGCCGUCGUAUGCAGUAUGUUGGCGUUGAAUACUAUCACUUGAAUUGAUUGAAUUGAUUGAAUUGAUGGGUUGCAGCUCAGAACCCAAGUCAGCAUGCAGUUAGGCAUUCCUGCGCGUAACUUAGAUUGUCAUGACUCAGCUGCAAACUGAGACGUAAUAAAACGUGGGAUA